AUGGCCCCCCUCGUCCGAGUGAUCGGCUCCCUCAACGCCGACAUGGUCUCCGUCACCCCGCGUGUGCCCGGCCCCGGUGAAACCAUCACCUCGACCUCCUUCUUCACCAGCGCAGGUGGUAAAGGCGCAAACCAGGCCGUGGCCUGUGGCCGCAUGUCCCGAUCACAACCUACCUCGGAGGGUUUCAAUGACAAAAGCGACGUGCAGGUCGAGAUGGUCGGCGCCGUGGGAGCUCUCGGCGGGCACUUCAACGCGCUGCUGAAACCCUCGCUGGAGAAAUCCGGCGUGGAUACGUCGCGCGUGCGCAUACUCGAGGAUCAAUACACCGGCGUUGCAGUGAUCGUGGUCGACUCGUCUGCUGGCGGUGAGAACCGCAUCAUGUUCAACCCCGGCGCCAAUUACACGGGCAUGCAGCCCACGGCGGAGGUCCUAGGCAGCGCACUCGCGGCGCCGGUACCCGACGUGAUCGUGAUGCAGGGAGAAAUACCCACCGAGACGACAAUCGGAGUUCUGCGGGAGAUCAGCAAGGCCAAAAAGGCCAGCCGGGCUGCCGGGAAACGAGGCAUCUCGAGCGGGCCGGACGUUAUGCUGAACCCUGCGCCUGCGCCGCCGGGCGGGCUUCCAGAGGACGUGUACGAGGCGGUGGAUCAUUUAGUCCUCAAUGAAACCGAGGCAGAGUUGAUGUCGCCGCCGGAAGAGCAGCUUCUACGUGUUGUUCCGGACGCGGCGGGGCUGGACAGCAAGGAGCAGGUGGCGCGGUACUUCCACAAACUCGGGGUGAGCUAUGUGCUCAUCACGCUGGGAGCGAAGGGUGUCUGGUACAGUGCUACAGAUGGCGGAUCAUCAGGGCCCAGUGAUGGAGUGAAACGCUUCACGAACGAGGUGCCCGCGGCACCUGCGUCUCGCGUGCUGGAUACCACGGCGGCAGGUGAUACAUUUGUCGGUGCUUAUGCGGUUACAGUGGCUCGAUGGCGCGAGCAGCGGCGCCUGGAUGGCAAGGCAGGAGAUGAUAUCACGGAUGUGGAGAAACCUCAGCGCUAUAAGGCAUUCAUGGACGACGCGAUGCGCACUGCUGCAAAGGCAUCCGCCCGCACGGUGGAACGACAGGGCGCUAUGGAUUCCAUACCGUUUGAGAAUGAAGUAUAG
Penicillium chermesinum is the source of this 1146-nucleotide messenger RNA. Its product is annotated as ribokinase. The record is from RefSeq and is a predicted model, not a curated record. Bases 1 to 1146 code for a protein of 381 amino acids. The transcript has a single exon. Gene Ontology annotation, molecular function: ribokinase activity. NCBI's taxonomy places the organism in Eukaryota, Fungi, Ascomycota, Eurotiomycetes, Eurotiales, Aspergillaceae. Gene Ontology annotation, biological process: D-ribose metabolic process.